Messenger RNA from Nicotiana tabacum (common tobacco), 429 nucleotides. RefSeq names its product aquaporin NIP1-2-like. The record is from RefSeq and is a predicted model, not a curated record. Gene Ontology annotation, cellular component: membrane. Gene Ontology annotation, biological process: transmembrane transport. Gene Ontology annotation, molecular function: channel activity. NCBI's taxonomy places the organism in Eukaryota, Viridiplantae, Streptophyta, Magnoliopsida, Solanales, Solanaceae.
AUGGCAGAGCUUCUAGGCACCUACUUAAUAAUGUUUGCUGGUUUUGCUGCAAUGGUGGUGAAUAAGAACAUGGGUCUUCUUGGGAUAGCAGUUUUGUGGGGUUUAGAUGUGAUGAUUAUGAUCUACACUGUUCCGGCAUAUAUAUUAUCACAAGUCGUGGGUGCAACUCUAGCAACUAGCACUGUCAACUUAAUGUUCAAGGAAGAGCAACCUCAGUUUCUGGGAACAAUUCCAGCUGGCUCAGAUUUGCAGUCUCUUGGAUUAGAAUUCUUGAUCACUUUCCACCUCAUGUUUGCUGUUGCAGGCAUUGCAACGGAUAAUCGAGCUGUUGGAGAGCUCUCUGGACUUGUCAUUGGAGCUGUAGUCACAAUUAACUCCAUUGUUGCCGGCUAUGCUAAACAGAUAUCUUCCGUUUCCCACUUACUCUGA